Messenger RNA from Punica granatum (pomegranate), 1009 nucleotides. The record is from RefSeq and is a predicted model, not a curated record. NCBI's taxonomy places the organism in Eukaryota, Viridiplantae, Streptophyta, Magnoliopsida, Myrtales, Lythraceae.
AAUUGCUUUGCUUCUUUCGGAGAAUCACCAAUAAUCACUCCUACCCAUUUUUGAGUUCCUUUCUGGUGCACAGAGAUGAAGCUCGUGACUUCAAUCCUCAUCAACCUCUUCUUGGUACCGCAGCUCUUUUUGGGUCUUGUUCUGUCGCAGGACUUCGACUUCUUCUACUUCGUUCAGCAGUGGCCGGGAUCGUACUGUGACACUAAGAAGAGCUGCUGUUACCCGACCACGGGAAAGCCGCCAGCAGAUUUUGGGAUUCAUGGUCUCUGGCCUAAUUAUGAGAGUGGAUCUUAUCCUUCUAACUGUGAUCCCAACAGCCCCUUUGAUCCCUCAGAGAUAUCAGAUCUCACUAGUAGUAUGCAAAAGAAUUGGCCAACACUGGCUUGUCCGAGCAACGAUGGCACAAAUUUCUGGUCGCAUGAGUGGGAGAAACAUGGUACCUGCUCCGAAUCCGUCCUCAACCAGCACAACUACUUUGAGACAGCCCUCGGCCUUAAAAAGAGUAUAGGUCUGCUCAACGUUCUGAAAAAUGCAGGAAUAAACCCCAGUGGAUCGUCUUAUAGCCUGGAAAGCAUUAAGGAUGCUGUAAAAGAAGGGACAGGGUACACGCCAUGGAUUGAGUGCAACACCGAUUCGUCCGGCAACAGUCAGCUUUACCAGAUUUACAUGUGCGUGGACAAUUCAGGGUCCAACCUAAUUGAAUGUCCUGUUUUCCCCAAGGGGAAAUGUGGUUCCGAGAUUGAGUUCCCUUCCUUCUAGGAUAAUUCAAUUUUAGGACGAUUCAUGACAAAACUUCUCAGUUAUUUCGUAACUAUUCAGUUGUAUUCCGACUGAAGGUGAAGAAUCAUAUGAAAAGCUUCCAUUUAUUUCUUGUACCUUAGCCUUCCUCUUCCGUUCCAGGAAGUUGGAUUGCACCAAAGGGCCAGAGCCUAACACUGCUAUAUCCUAUGGAUGUUGUUUUAUGGACCUUUCUACUAUGGUAGCUUAAUUCAAUUAUAUGCUUACGGAA